Messenger RNA from Physcomitrium patens, 1672 nucleotides. RefSeq lists its product as uncharacterized. Gene Ontology annotation, molecular function: nucleic acid binding. The record is from RefSeq and is a predicted model, not a curated record. Lineage: Eukaryota; Viridiplantae; Streptophyta; Bryopsida; Funariales; Funariaceae.
GUUCAAAGGAUUCUAAGCAUCGGUUGUGCCUACUUCGCUUCUUCCCUGCCCCCCGCUGCAAGCACGCGUGGAGCUCGUCCUUCGGUGCAGCUUGUUGUCGCAGCCAUGUGGGCAUCGAAUGCCACAGUGGCGCUCGUCGCUUGCCCGAACCGCGCUACAUGCGCCUGCACCUCUGCUCCUUCCGUUUCGUUAUUCUCGCAGUCGAAUUCUUACUCCUCUCUCGAGUCUUUGAUUGUUAGGCGCGCCUCAUGGAACGGACGGAGUGCGAGGUUAGUGUGCUGUGUGGCGAGUGCAGAUUUGGAGACGAGUGGGACGGGGUUUAUAGAGGAGGAGGAGGAGUUUGCCAAGGUCGAUCCGAGAAAUGCAGCCUGGCAGAAAGCUCAGGAGACAAUGGAAAGCGGAAGCAUUCACCGAGGUGUUGUGGAUGCUUGUAACAGUGGCGGGUUGGUGGUGCUCUUUGGCCCCCUUCAAGGGUUUUUACCUUUCUCACAGAUGGAUCAGGGCCGCCUGCUUAGAGAUAGCAGUAGAUCUCUCUCCGAGUUUGCUGAGGAGUUGGUUGGCGAUUUCAUCUCUGUUAAGAUUAUAGAGGCGAAUGAAACUACACGACGAUUGAUCUUUUCGGAGAAACAGGCAGUGUUGGAAGCAAACUUGCGCCUACUUGAGGAAGGUUUGGUUUAUGAAGGCAAGGUCAAUUCUGUAACUGAUUUUGGCGCCUUUGUUGACGUCGUACUGCCAGAUGGGACAUCUUCGGUUCGUGGACUCGUACGUACUUCAGAGCUUUCUUGGAAUCCUGUUCGUAAUCCCCGCGAUAUUUGUGAAAUAGGGCAGUCGGUUCGUGUCAAGAUUUUACAACUGGACAAGGAAAAAUCGCAUUUAUAUCUAUCUAUCAAACAGCUGCAGGAUGAUCCUCGUCUAGAAACCCCUGAUAAAUCGAUGCCUGUGCAGAGUCAAAAUACACAGGAGCCAAAGGAGCAAGGUGCUACGCUCUCCAGAACAUCGUUGCCAGGGCUGCAGCAGAUUUGUGAGGAACUGCUUAACGAGGAAGGGAUAACGGGCUUUACAUUGGGUAGAGCCAGGUUCGAGAAACGCGCAGUUUCACAAGAUAUGGAGUUGUGGUUAGCUAAUGCACCUGUUGAGGAUGGGAAGUUCAGCAUUUUGGCCCGUGUAGGAAGACAGGUGCAGGAAAUACAAUUGAACUCAAAUCUCGACCGGGAAGGAAUCAAGGUAGCAGUGCAGCGCGUGGCAGGGAGAUUUCCUUAGACUUUGGUUUGGAGUCACAGCAAUUGCAGUGUAUGAUUCAAAUCUUAAACCUGGAUUGCAACACGUGUUAUUUUUAGCACACUGUACUACUGUAGAGCCUUUGUUCACCUGUAUUCUACCUGGAAUUGCACAAAAUCCUAAGGAUCGUGAGAUUUAUCAAUUUGAGUUGCAAGUGAGAUUUGUGUCUUGAGGAUAGUUCUCCCGAUGGAGUAUAGGUGUUGACAGACUUUUCAGCUGAAGCUUGAAAUAGUCAAGUUGAUGACUUGGUUAGCCUAUGUUCGAUAUUCUGAGUGAGACGACAUCAAGUCCCGAAUACCUUAUGUAAGAUGUAUCAGGGCAACAGAUCACACUUUGAUCAUUUGAAUCAAGUCUUCUGGAUAGAUCAAUGAAGGUGGGUCAUAUGAUUACAUUA